Messenger RNA from Elgaria multicarinata webbii, 3598 nucleotides. It is a transcript of the gene USP3, whose product is annotated as ubiquitin specific peptidase 3. Gene Ontology annotation, biological process: protein deubiquitination. Lineage: Eukaryota; Metazoa; Chordata; Lepidosauria; Squamata; Anguidae. Gene Ontology annotation, molecular function: cysteine-type deubiquitinase activity; zinc ion binding. The coding region runs from base 65 to 1627 and encodes 520 amino acids. Gene Ontology annotation, cellular component: cytoplasm; nucleus. The record is from RefSeq and is a predicted model, not a curated record. The transcript has 15 exons.
CCCGGCCUGGCCUCGCCUCGCCUCACGUCCCGCCUCCGCUUUCGCCGCCGCCGCCGCCGCCGCCAUGGAGUGCCCUCACCUCGGCUCCAGCGUCUGCCUCGCGCCGGACUCGGCCAAGUUCCCUCAGGGAUCGCCCUCGUCGUGGUGCUGCAGCGUCUGCCGCUCUAACAAAAGUCCGUGGAUCUGCCUGACUUGCUCAAGUGUCCACUGUGGAAGAUACGUAAAUGGCCAUGCAAAGAAACAUUAUGAAGAUGCCCAGGUUUCUUUAAUUAACCACAAGAAAACAGAAAAGCAAGAGAAGGUUCAACACACAGUAUGCAUGGAUUGCAGUAGUUACAGUACAUACUGUUAUCGUUGUGAUGACUUUGUAGUCAAUGAUACCAAGCUUGGCCUGGUACAGAAAGUCCGAGAGCACCUUCAAAAUUUGGAAAAUUCAGCUUUUACAGCAGAUCGACAUAGGAAAAGAAAACUUCUGGAAAACGCCUCCUUAAACAGCAAAUUGUUAAAAAUAAAUGGGAGCACCGCAGCCCUGUGUGCUACAGGCCUUCGGAAUCUGGGGAACACAUGUUUUAUGAAUGCGAUUCUUCAGUCACUCAGUAACAUUCAGCAGUUCUGUUGCUACUUCAAAGAAUUGCCUGCCGUGGAGCUUCGGAAUGGAAAGACUGCAGGCCGGCGAACGUACCACACCCGGAGUCAAGGGGAUAACAGCGUAUCAUUGGUGGAAGAGUUUCGGAAGACGCUAUGUGCUCUGUGGCAAGGAAGUCAAACGGCAUUCAGCCCUGAAUCUUUGUUUUAUGUAGUUUGGAAAAUCAUGCCGAACUUUAGGGGGUACCAGCAGCAAGACGCCCAUGAAUUCAUGCGUUACCUUUUGGACCAUCUGCACUUGGAACUCCAAGGAGGCUUCAACGGUGUUUCCCGCUCGGUCAUCUUGCAAGAGAAUUCUGGUCUCUCCGCUGGCAGUAGAUGCUGCAUAAACGGCACAUCUACCGUUGUCACAGCCAUCUUUGGAGGCAUUCUUCAGAAUGAAGUCAACUGCUUGAUCUGCGGGACUGAAUCCAGAAAGUUUGACCCAUUCCUAGACCUUUCGCUAGAUAUUCCAAGCCAGUUCCGAAAUAAACGUAGUAAGAACCAAGAAAAUGGACCAAUGUGUACGUUACGGGACUGCCUCCGCAGUUUUACAGACCUGGAAGAACUUGAUGAAACGGAGCUCUACAUGUGCCACAAGUGUAAAAAGAAGCAGAAGUCCACCAAGAAAUUCUGGAUUCAGAAACUACCAAAGGUGCUAUGUUUACAUCUGAAACGCUUUCACUGGACAGCAUAUUUGAGGAACAAAGUGGACACAUACGUCGAGUUUCCCCUGAGAGGCCUAGACAUGAAGUGUUACUUGCUAGAGCCUGAAAACAGCGGCCCAGAAAGUUGCCUGUAUGACCUUGCAGCGGUGGUUGUGCACCAUGGUUCAGGGGUUGGCUCUGGACAUUACACCGCGUACGCGACGCACGAAGGCCGCUGGUUCCAUUUCAAUGACAGCACCGUAACUCUGACCGACGAGGAGACUGUGGUGAAAGCCAAGGCCUACAUCCUCUUCUACGUGGACCGGCAGGCCAAGUCGGGAUCUGACAAACUUUAAUACCUCUCCCCGCCCUUUGCAUAUCAAGUCCGCCGGACAAAACAUUUCCAAUCCUCCACAGAUACUUGAUCCAAGACUCUUGAUUUCAUUGUGCACUUUUCUUGAAAUUUUUCUUGUGGGUUCUAGUUUUACUUUGUCAGUAGUAGCAUUUGAUUUGUUAAAAUAUGGACACAAGCUAACUUUGUUGUUAGUGAAACCACAAAAAAAAAAAACCACCCACCUCGGCAGAUAUUGAUUUGCUGCUUUAACUCAAUUUUUAUAUAUAGUUUCAAGAUCUACUUUAGUUGUUUGACUUUUGUAUAUGAAUAUUCCAGUUUGCUUUCUAAAGGCACAUCUACAUCAGAGAAACUUGAAUCCUUUCAAUAAGCACGAUUGUGUACUCAAUUAUGAAACAGACCUUUCUUAGCUGUUAUGCAAGACUUCUUUCUCUUAAGAUCAAGGACUUGUACCUACAGCUCGGGUCCUGAACACAUUACAUUUGGACAAAUUUUUGGCUGCCUGUUUGAAAAAAAGAAAGAAAAAAGGGAUGAAACGUGGCCUCGUUAAGUGGGCCAUAUAAUUGCUGCUACUUUUGUCUACAGAGGCUGCUUUCUUCCAAUAUUCCCUUUACGUUAGUAGCUGGCUGUGUUGUUAGUGAUGAAAGUUAUUUCAAAAGUUCAGUUUUUCCUUUAACAGACAACCUUGCCGAAGGUUAGAUCCAACAUCGUGCUAGCCGAAGUCCAUUAGCACAGCUGGACUUCCUCUUUCCUGCAGCCCUGUGCAGCUCUUGAAAAUCUGCUCGGAAGGGUUUCCCAUCCUCCCAGAGCAGAUUUUGAGGGCACGUGGGGGGAGGGGGGCUGCACGGGGAAUCACCCCUCCCAUUUUUGAUGAUCCAACCCCUACGACAGCAAUUAAGCUACCAGUGAAUCUGAGGAUAUUCAGGAUUUGCUAGCCUGGUGUGUAGAAUCAUUCCUUGAAUGCCUUCCUGCUCCCUUCUGUCACGAUAACUUUUGAGGUGGAAUGUAUGAAAAUUCCAUCCAAACGUCAUGCAAGCAGAAAUCACAGAUGGCCGUAAAAGCAGAAAGGAACACCCGGUGUAGGCUUGGAAGAUGAGUGCAUCAUCUAGGCUAGUGUUAUGUGCCCCCUACCGAAGACAGACGCCUUCCCAAAUGUCCUGACAUGGCAUGUUUUGCAACAUCGUGUGUCCCAGUUCUGGAUUUUUCAUUGAAUUUCUUCUCUUUGUGUCUCAUAUUUGUUUGCUGCAAAUUAGGUUUACAGUUGUAGGUAGUGUGGGGCCUCUUUGGUUGGCUGACAUGAGCAAAGGUCUGUACAGAUGUGUGUGCUCUUGCAGCGCCAGCUGUUUUGAGGGAUGAGAAGCUGGCCUCAUGCUGUGCCCAUGUGAUUUAUGCAUCGUUGGUGUCCUUGUCGGUCUGCCCCUCCUCUCUCACGGUGUGUCUCUCUUUCUCUUUCACUGACUGAUAGCACCCCUGUAUGGAGCUAUUUUAAAAGGGCAGCUAUGGGGCCUCCCAGCUCUUCUCUUGCCAAGCAGGCCAGAUAAUUUAUUUGAUAGAACAAGACCGAAGUAUGAGCCUCAACUUCGAAUGUCGCCUUCAAAUAUGCAUAUUGCAGAAAGGUCCGUGGUAGAGGUAUAAGGGAUCUGUUGGGCUGUAACUGUAACCUCUAUUCCACCUACGAGGCGGAGGGGAAGUGCCUGACCACGGAUCUGUGCUGGUCUCCCUUCCAUAGUAGCUCCCAUUGGAACGGAGGACUAAGGUUCAGAAAGUGAUGUAAAUGUGCCUUUCUUGAUCACUUCGUAACGGCCACCACCACAAGAGACAUCCAGCUUCGUGAAUAGCUGCCCCUGGUUCUCAUUUCUCCUGCUCCUGUCCUUCACUCCUCCCCCUCCCCUCCGGUUACUGUAAGGGGAUUCUUUCCCCUGUGACACAGCGUUUAUUCUUUUUGGAAUGUGGCACUGUAAAUGCCAUGCACUUA